Messenger RNA from Medioppia subpectinata, 1437 nucleotides. Lineage: Eukaryota; Metazoa; Arthropoda; Arachnida; Sarcoptiformes; Oppiidae. The record is from the annotation of a GenBank genome assembly.
AUGUCUAAGAAAUCAUACGACAGACCUCUUGAGCACAACGAAUACCUCAAACUCAAGUAUUUGUCACCGAAUGAGUCCCAAGAAGUGAAGAGAAAGAAGAGUAAAAUGAAGAAAAUACUUAAACCCAAGAAUAGAAAAAUCCGUAUCUUUGACGACGACAUCGACCUGAAGAACAUCGAAGCGAAUGAUAGCGAAGAAGAGCUGCAAUUCGCGACCAAAGAGGAGAAACCGAUUGUCGCCGGAGUUGUCGACGACAGACCACUUCAUAUGAGACGCAAAGACAUCGACACUAAUCGAUGGAAAACAGUGGUCGACCCAAAUGUCGAAGAAUUUGAUAACAAUUUAAAUGAGUCCAAAGGGAAACGAAGAGACCAUUCGGACAGUGAUUUAUCACCGCUUCGGACAAAGAAGAGCACAAAAGGGGACUCUAAAGCCAACUCAAGACACAGCGGAAACCUAUCUCCCAAACGAAGAAGACAUGACUCCGACAGUGAUUUAUCACCCGUUAGGUCGACGUCUGAGUUGAGGGCAAACGCGAGAACUAUUGAUAAUAAUAGGGACAGAGAUCUGUCUCCUAAGCGUCGCCGACACGACACAGACAGUGAUCUCUCACCAGAAAGAGAGACAAAUCCAAGGGAUAGAACUAAUUCACGCCAUCACUCACGAGAUCUGUCGCCAACAAGAAAUCGGUCGCCUAAACGACAAUACAGUAAUAAAACCAGUGAUAGCGUAAGACAUGACUCCGACAGUGAUUUAUCUCCUCCGAGAACUCAUAACAAAAAGGGCAAAACGAAACCCGAGAAGACUCUAAGCGGCAAAAAAGCCGGUCUUUCUGAUGGAAAGCAUUUACGCGAAGAACUGAUGGCCACUAAGAGAAGAGAACAAAAACUCUUCGAUUCAAUCAGUGAUGAAGUGUUAGGAAAAAAUGCGAAAACUGUUUUCAGAGAUUCAAAAUCGGGUCGAAUUCGGAACCUCGAAGAAGAGGCCAAACUUCAGUUCGAAAAGGAUUUAAUUAAAGACAAAAUUGAAGCCCAAAAGAAAGCCAAAUACGACAAGUGGUCCAAAGGUUUGGUUCAAACACAACAACGACAGGAGAAGAUUGAAUCGGAUAUGCAUGAGAUGUCCAAACCGUUGGCCCGCUAUGAGGGAGACGUGGAUUUGGAUAAAUUGCUCAGAGAUAAGGAGCGCGAAGACGACCCGAUGCUGGCAAUGAUGCGCAAGAAUCGGGUGGAAGAGCAGCGACAAGAGGGCACUCUGAAAGUGAUGCCCAAAUACAAGGGACCGCCGCCACCACUCAAUCGGUUCAGUAUAGGGCCCGGCUAUCGAUGGGAUGGCGUCGACCGAUCCAAUGGCUUCGAAAAGAAACACUUCGACAGAAUCGCUAACAAAGAGUCCACUUUAGAGGAGGCCUACCGCUGGUCAACGCAAGACAUGUAA